This is a messenger RNA of Lodderomyces pseudojiufengensis, 1797 nucleotides long. It is a transcript of the gene PGA27, whose product is annotated as Pga27p. The record is from RefSeq and is a predicted model, not a curated record. NCBI's taxonomy places the organism in Eukaryota, Fungi, Ascomycota, Pichiomycetes, Serinales, Debaryomycetaceae. The transcript has a single exon. Bases 1 to 1797 code for a protein of 598 amino acids.
AUGAAAAUUAUAAAAAUAAUUUUUAAAUUAUGUCUUUUGCUAAUUGCACAACCCAUAGCAGCACUUGAUGAUCAAUUCCAAUACUCCAACAAUUCAAAUGUUGAAAGCAGGUUUCAAGCUCAUAUCGAUUAUUUAAAAGAAAAUUUGCCCCACGAAGAUUUAUUUAGAGUCAAUGAAAUUAGACCUCUAGUGUUAAUUACAGAAGCUGGAGUUCCAUUGAAUUUUAAUACUUACUUGACUAUGAAUGAGGAAAUUACACAUGUCGGGCAUUUCAAUGUUAGUUUUGGAAUCACUAAGAAACGAAUUGUUAAUAAAUCACAAUUGAUAACGGCAAUGCAAAUACCUCGGCCACUUGAUGACGUAUUGAUUGAUGAAAGCUCACUAUUAGAGAUUACCUUAACAUCACCUGACUCAAUUGAGACUUCCACUAUUGCAGAAGCUUUACCUUCCUCGGGUUCGUUGUUCAAUAUGGUACCAGUAAAAACAUUCACACCGGCCACCACAACUGCAACUGAAUUUACGAAUUACCAUGGGCAUGCAAAACAUUUUGAUGCAAUUGCUGAAAUAAAAAGAUUGGAGCUGUUACUUUUAUCAUUAAAAAGUCAAAUGGUUCAACAACAAUUAUACUUUAAGAAACAGUUUUUAAGAUUUCAGGCAUUACAUGGAAUAAAAACAAAUCUUGCUCUGCAAUUGAAGAGAACAAUUUCAAAUCCAUCUAUUUCUGCUACAUUUGCUUUACCUACAAUAACUCCAGCUCCAAGUUCAACUGCGUUGUUUGAUGAAGUUCAAAACAGCAAAAAUUAUAAUGAAAUGGAUUAUGAAUUUAUCGAGAAAAUGAAUGGUAAACGAAUAAUGGGUCAAAAAAAUCCUCCAAACUCAGUGUUCAUUGAACCUCAAUUUCAAAAUCAUAAAAGACCAAUACCAAAUAAGAAAGUAGAAUAUUAUAAACCCAAGAUUGCAUGGAAUGAAUUAUCAUCGGAUUCAUCAUUAUCAAAUGAUAUUAGUCCUGAAAAUUACCACGAGGAAGAAAAACCAAUGGAGUCAAAUCAAGAUGAUGAGUUUGAGAUCAAUCAAGCUUUCGAUGAUUAUUUUCCGUCGUUGAAUGAUAAUAUUCUUCAGUCUGUACACUUAAAUGAUGACUAUUUAUUCAAUAAUAACCCAGAGGUAAAUCCUGCAAGUGAUAAUCUCAUGGUAAAUGGAAUAGAGCUGGAAUCUUUACAAAAUGCAGGUCACUCACUUGAAGAUACAAUUCCAAGCAAUUACGCACCCCUCAGAAAGGAUCAAGUUGGAAGUGAAUAUUCGAAAUCAGAUGGCACUAACAUAAAUCAAUUUGACACUGGUACAGAAAAUGGAGAUUUUAGAUAUGAACCUUUAAAAAUGGAAGAACCAUUGCAGUUUGUUGAUGAAGAUGAUUUGCUACAAAUCAAUGAUAACUCGGAAGAUCAUAACAGGGAACAGGUCUUGAGAACUCCUAGUAUUAUACCCGAAAAGAUAUCAAAUCAAAUAGAAAAUGAUAAUUUAAAUAAUUUUGCAAAAAAUGAAAAACCUCAUACACAUCAGUUCAAGGAUCAUAGAGUGAUGAAUUAUGAUACAACCACGAAUGUAAAAGAUAUUCAUAGUAAUAAUUAUCUAAGAAAUAGAAGGAAAAAAAAAUUAAUUGGUAAUAAACCAAAUCAUAAAAGUUAUGAUUUCGAUGUAUUUGAUUUUGACAAAUCUAAUUCUAAAAAUGAUAAUGCAAUUGUAAAAAGAAGUUCAAUAAUAACUUAUUUUUGGUUAUUUUUAAUAUCGAUGAUAUAA